AGCUGGUCGUCAAUCGAGCCCGGCCAGGGUUGUUUGCUGACGCGCAGAUUAGAUACUGUGUCCAGUAUUCGUCUCGGAGUUCGGACGUUUGAGCGAGGCCUGGGUGGGAAAUCCCACAUGGCAUGGCCUGGGGCGGCAAGGCAUGGCGUGGCGUGGCAUAGAUAGGUGGCAUGGCAUGGCAAUGGGGUGCCGGGAGCCUCCUUGCCCGCAUGGCCUUCCUUGGGUUGGUGGCUUCAUCACCUGGUGGCCCAUUCAUUCACCCAGCCACUGAAGGAGCCGCGGCGGGUAGUUGGCUAUAUUGUUGGCUGGCUGUCGAGCCAGUCAAUCCUUCUGGGCCAGGCUGCGUCGACCUGGCUGCCGAGGUCCUUCAAAGAGCCCCCCAACAAACAAGAGCAAUCACAAUCCAUCCCAUCACUAUCACACAUUAUAUACAUCACAGUUGCAGCAGAGGGAGGAGGAGUGGAAACGGGGCGCCAACAUACGACAACAAAGACGUGACACAGCUAAUUGCAUGUAUAUACCGACUAUACAGACAGAGGCCGUCCGCAUCACGACACUGCCGCAUCCUCUAUCGGUCCCGUUGCGUUGCGCCAUCUCCGGGUAGUGCACCGAGAACGGGUGCCUGACCCUCACCUCAGGGCAGGCAAAGGGUCCAUCGACACCCGCCGUUUCGGUAACGGACGCCAUGGACAGACACUACGAGGACACUAGUGGUUGUGUUUGAUAAGAUCGAGAAAUAUACCGCCAAGGCUCGCCCCUCUUCGGGCAGAGCGAGAUGGAUGGAUGACCAGGCGGCUCUUCCCCCUUCCCUCGGGAGGAGCCAAUGAGAAGUGGGACUGGGACUAGGACUGGGACUAGGACUGGGACUGGGAACCAGCGGUGACCAAGACAGAGGCCGCGCCGGUCUGGU
Lasiosphaeria miniovina is the source of this 910-nucleotide messenger RNA. RefSeq lists its product as uncharacterized. Bases 171 to 626 code for a protein of 151 amino acids. The transcript is spliced from 3 exons. The record is from RefSeq and is a predicted model, not a curated record. Lineage: Eukaryota; Fungi; Ascomycota; Sordariomycetes; Sordariales; Lasiosphaeriaceae.